Phyllostomus hastatus (greater spear-nosed bat) is the source of this 1797-nucleotide messenger RNA. RefSeq names its product RAD9 checkpoint clamp component B (gene RAD9B). Gene Ontology annotation, biological process: mitotic intra-S DNA damage checkpoint signaling; cellular response to ionizing radiation; DNA replication checkpoint signaling. Gene Ontology annotation, cellular component: checkpoint clamp complex. The record is from RefSeq and is a predicted model, not a curated record. Lineage: Eukaryota; Metazoa; Chordata; Mammalia; Chiroptera; Phyllostomidae. The transcript has 11 exons. The coding region runs from base 481 to 1797 and encodes 438 amino acids.
AAACAUGUCGGGAAAUUCCUCCUUCUCCCAGGACUUACUAUCUCAAAAUUACUGUAAAAGGAAUUGCUCUAAACUGCAAAUUUGUUUAUAAGCAAAAAUCAAAAGCGAGAUGAAAGCUUUUUACAUUAUAUGCAGAAGCCUAUAUACCAUAAAUCUCUGUGAGGUCUAUAAGCCACCUCAAAGGCUAUGUUUGUCCUAGGCUUGUGAUAAUCUUAAAAAUUUAAUGGACACCCGUCAGAAAUUCAAGUUCCUUUACAGUUAAGCCUCAUCAGCACAAAUACCAAGAUAAUCAGAGCUCCUUUGGAAAAACUGUUCUCAACUUUUUAAGGGGUCACGGGCACCUCUGAUCACUGAUUCCAGCUGUGAGCCCUCGCCAGUAGCAGCUCCCCGAGUUUUUCCGUAGGAAGGUCUUAGGCGCAGCAACCCAUUGCGGGGAGAAGGUGACGGCCCGGCCCGUGGCAGGCGGGGCCAAUCUGAUGAAUGAACCAAGUCAAGCUCCCCAAACUGCUCCGUGAGCGCCAACCCUGGCCCUUCACCCAGAAAGCCGUGCAUAUUCUCAAAAUUUCCCAAACAAUUUCAAGGAGUUCACAGACUGUAUUCGGGAAAGCAAUCCAAGCUCUGUCACGAAUUAGUGACGAGCUGUGGCUAGACCCGUCCGAGAAAGGUCUUGCCUUAAGGUCUGUGAAUUCUUGUCGGUCAGCGUAUGGAUGUGUCCUCUUCUCUCCGGUGUUUUUCCAAAAUUACCAAUGGUCAGCUGCUGUGGAAAUGAAAGAUAGAAACACAGUAUCAAAUUUAAAUUGCAAAUUGGGAAUGAAGUCACUUUUGCCCAUCUUUAGAUGUCCGAAUUCCCUCGAAAGAAAUGUCGAGAUGUGCAAAAUAUUCACCAGAUCUGAUAAGUGCAAAGUAAUUAUUCAAUUCUUCUGCAGAUAUGGUAUUAAAAGGACCCAUAAUGUGUGUUUUCAAGAAAGUCAGCCUUUGCAAGUUAUUUUCGAAAAGAGUACGUGUACUAAUGUACUAGUGAUUCAACCAAGAGUGCUUGCUGAGGCGGCUGUCUUUUUUCCAUCGAGUCAAGAGGAAGUCACCCUGGCUGUCACUCCCCUGGAAGUCUGCAUGAAGAGUUCUAGUGAGGAAUCAGUGGAUUUGAACAAUUCUGUGCACAGUGAGAUGUUUGUGGGUCCAGCUGAGUUUGACUUCUUUCAAAUUGGAAUCGACACUGAAAUAACAUUUUGCUUCAAAGAACUGAAGGGAGUCCUGUCGUUUUCAGAAGCUACACGUGCUCCUAUAUCCAUUUAUUUUGAUUUUCCUGGGAAACCAGUGGCUUUAAGUAUUGAUGAUAUGUUACUGGAAGCCAACUUUAUUUUGGCUACAUUGGCUGACGAGCCAAGUAGACCGUCUUCUCCGCAAUCGUUGUGUCUUCCAGAAAAACAGAAGAGGUCAGAUCUGGAAUGUUCAAAUGCAAAGGCUUGUGAGAAAGACAGCGGGACCGCGGAGCACGUGUCAGGAAGGGCAGCGCCCAAAAGGCUCCACCCUGACGGGACUCCCGGGAACACGUCCACGCCGGGAAACUGGGGCAGUCCUCUGGCCAAAAGAGCGAAUGGGGACACCAGUGAGGCGCCCGGAAGCAGCGUCAGCCCCACGGAGGAAGAGCCAGGGUCUCCGCAGCUCGGGAAGUUCUCUUCCAUGUUCUUUGGAGCAGUUUCUUCCGACCUGCAAGAACACUGCGACAACCCUUUCGACAGUCUGGCAACAGCGAGUGACAGCGAAGAGGACAUGAAUGGCAGUUUUUCCAUAUUCUAA